GAGACCUCAAAGGCGCUUUGUGUGUUUCUCCAUCUGUGUGACUGCAGCAAGAGGAAGCAGGGAUGAUGAAGGUCCACCUCAUACUCCUCCUCAUCUCUGCAGCUGGGCUGGUCCUGUGCUAUGAAGAUGAAAGUCGCCUUGUGGAGGACUUGUUCAAGGAUUACAACAAAGUGGUGCGCCCAGUGGAGGACCAUCGGGAUGCUGUCGUUGUCACUGUGGGGCUGCAGCUCAUUCAACUUAUUAGUGUGGAUGAAGUAAAUCAGAUUGUAACAACCAAUGUGCGCCUGAAACAGCAAUGGACAGACGUGAACCUCAGGUGGAAUCCAGAUGACUACGGUGGCGUCAAAAAAAUCCGCAUCCCCUCAGAUGAUAUCUGGCGGCCAGACCUUGUUCUGUACAACAACGCGGACGGUGAUUUUGCCAUCGUUAAAUACACCAAAGUCCUUCUGGAGCACACGGGCCGGAUCACCUGGACACCACCAGCUAUUUUUAAAAGUUACUGUGAAAUUAUAGUCACACAUUUCCCGUUUGACCAGCAGAACUGCAGCAUGAAGUUGGGAACUUGGACGUAUGAUGGUACAGUGGUUGUUAUUAACCCGGAGAGUGACCGUCCAGAUAUGAGUAACUUCAUGGAGAGUGGGGAGUGGGUGAUGAAGGAUUACCGUGGCUGGAAGCACUGGGUGUAUUAUGCCUGCUGCCCCGACACCCCCUACCUGGACAUCACCUACCACUUCCUCAUGCAGCGCCUGCCCCUCUACUUCAUUGUGAACGUCAUCAUUCCCUGCCUGCUCUUCUCCUUUUUAACUGGCUUUGUUUUUUAUCUACCCACGGAUUCAGGUGAGAAAAUGACUCUCAGCAUCUCUGUCCUGCUGUCUUUGACUGUGUUCCUGCUGGUCAUCGUGGAGCUGAUUCCCUCCACCUCCAGUGCAGUGCCUUUGAUAGGCAAAUACAUGUUGUUUACAAUGGUGUUUGUCAGCGCCUCGAUCGUCAUCACGGUCAUCGUCAUCAACACCCACCACCGCUCCCCCAGCGCUCACACCAUGCCACACUGGGUCAGGAAGAUCUUUAUUGACACAAUCCCAAAUAUGAUGUUUUUCUCUACAAUGAAACGACCAUCCAGGGACAAACAAGACAAAAACAUUUUUGCAGAAGAUAUUGAUAUUUCUGAAAUCUCUGGGAAACCAGAUUCUGUGCCUGUCAACUUCUACUCCCCGCUUACCAGAAAUCCAGAUGUGAAAAAUGCUAUAGAGGGAAUCAAAUACAUUGCGGAAACAAUGAAAUCGGACCAAGAAGCCAGUAAUGCUGCAGAAGAAUGGAAAUUUGUUGCAAUGGUGGUUGAUCAUCUUCUCCUUGGUAUAUUUAUGCUAGUUUGUGUUAUUGGAACAUUAGCUGUGUUUGCUGGUCGCCUUAUUGAAUUAAAUCAGCAAGGAUGAACAUCAGCUGGAAACUAUUUGCUACCCUGAUCAGCAUCUGAAAGCAUCUUAACCAUCAAAGCCUGGCCAGCCUCUGAAAGUUUCACAGACAGGAAUUGGUCCCUGCUGGGGAAGAGCAGGGAUAAUAAAACCUAAGGCUCCAUACUUAGCACUUCUGAGCAGCAUUUCAUUGCCAAAGAGGAACACUUGUGUUACUGGUAGACUGAAUGGCCGUCAGCCAGGUUUUGAUGCAUUUUACCAUUUAUUAAAAAUGUUACUGUGUUAAUAAGACUGUCUGACUUUGUAACCCACAGAUACAAUUCCAGAGAAAUCAAUAGCAGUGUAAUAAGCUUUAGCUGAGCUGUAAAUCUGUAUCCAGCUUUAGCAUUCAAGCUGGUUUCAAUAUCUGCUCUGUGGUUUUUGUAUUGGCAGGGUCACAAAUGAUUCUUGUAACACUAGAUGUAACCAGCAGAAAUACCUCAAACUCUAUGCUUAUGCACUUGAUUUUCAUGCACAAAUCUGAAAUGACUGACUCUUGUACGUGACUCUACCUGUAGAAAAUCUUGAUGCAGCAAAGAGGAGACUGUUCCUUACUGUGUGAAGAAUCCAGCCUGUUGGGUCCCACAGGUAUUUAUGCUAUCAAGUCUCAUGGUAAAGGACUUGUAGGGGAGGAUUUUUUUGCCCCUGUUUUAUCACUGAGCCCUGCUCUGUGGCCAUCAGGCAUCUUGGUGACCAUAUUGCAGUAUGGUCCUCUUUAUUUUUUCCUACUAAUGCACUCUUACUGCACUAAUGCUAAAAAUUUUCAGUUAUGAGCAUGAAUGCUCAGCAGCUGCAUGCUAAGGGAAAAGUUUAGGCCAAAGGGGAAGGAAUAUAUCCAUAGGAUAACCUCUGUACUCUGCUUACUCUGUUGUGGGAAGCUGGGUUCGUGACAAGUAAUGGAGAGUGGUGCAACUUCAAAUGUGGGUAGGUGUGCCCAGUGUGACACCUUAAAGCCACUUCUCUCUCUUCCCUGAACACUGUCCCCUGCUCUGCUGAAAUAUAUCGUGAGCAUUAAAUUCAGAUGCAGCAUCACGAAGAUUCUUGCUAGGGAAAGAGGAUCUCAGCUUUAUCUGUGUAUGACAAAAUGCCAGGACACCCUCAGGCUUCUGAGCAACUCAACCAACCACCCAAGCUUUAUCCAAAUGUUGAGCAGCAGCUCACUCUAGUGGCUUAAGAGAAGUAGCGCUGCCUUAGGCUAAAGACAGGGGUUACGCAAAUACUCAACACAAGCAACAAACCGCUGUGUGUUUCAGUACGCCGGUAUGGAAAUCCUAGCAGUGCUGCUUACUUUUUCUCAAAAAUAAUGAGAGGUGGGCAAAAUGAUACAAGUUACUCAUCUGUUCCCAGAUGACUGUCUAGCCCAACGGGACUACUUUGUUAACAGCUGUAAAUAAUUUGCUGAGAGUUUAAUAAAAUAACGUGUACUAUGUCAGUGCUCUCCAGGAAUGUGUCACGUCUGCAGAGGGCAGGCACUUGAAAUGCUCUAUAGAGAAAAGAGGCCUUGUGCAAUACUUCCAUCAUUGCGUAGUGUUGCUGGACAAUUAUUCUGGUGAGCUGCAGUCCUGAGCAAAGCAAACAGUUUGUCGGGGCAAUUGAUCCCUGCAACACUCCUCAGCUCUACAGUUUAGAUGAUGGUAAAUCUUUGCCUCCCUGGAUGAUCAUUAACCCUGUAAGCGAUUGCUGAAGGUGUAUGCUGAGAGAGGUCUCUGCUGAUAGAUGAGUGCUUGCUGCAGCUCUCUUUGGGAAGUAUCACCUCUCAGCCUUUGGAGAGAGUCAUGCACUUCCCUGGGUCACGAUGAGCUAAGCUGUGGUGUGUUGGUGCCUGGGACUCCUAAUUUAGGAGACUGCAAGUGGCACUAAAAUUGACAGAA
Messenger RNA from Calypte anna (Anna's hummingbird), 3322 nucleotides. It is a transcript of the gene CHRNA1, whose product is annotated as cholinergic receptor nicotinic alpha 1 subunit. Gene Ontology annotation, molecular function: acetylcholine-gated monoatomic cation-selective channel activity; transmembrane signaling receptor activity. The coding region runs from base 63 to 1433 and encodes 456 amino acids. The record is from RefSeq and is a predicted model, not a curated record. Gene Ontology annotation, biological process: chemical synaptic transmission; nervous system process; regulation of membrane potential. NCBI's taxonomy places the organism in Eukaryota, Metazoa, Chordata, Aves, Apodiformes, Trochilidae. Gene Ontology annotation, cellular component: neuron projection; synapse; postsynaptic membrane. The transcript is spliced from 9 exons.